This is a messenger RNA of Perkinsus marinus ATCC 50983, 2838 nucleotides long. Its product is annotated as serine/threonine-protein kinase chk2, putative. NCBI's taxonomy places the organism in Eukaryota, Perkinsozoa, Perkinsida, Perkinsidae. The transcript is spliced from 2 exons. Bases 1 to 2838 code for a protein of 945 amino acids. Gene Ontology annotation, molecular function: ATP binding; protein kinase activity. Gene Ontology annotation, biological process: protein phosphorylation. The record is from RefSeq and is a predicted model, not a curated record.
AUGUCGGAUAGUGACAGCAGACGAUCGACCGGCAGUGGGGUCGUCGACCCGUCCUCCCUCCCUCCUGGCAUCACCCCUGAGUUCGGUCCCUCGGCCGACCCCAAGCGGUACCUCAUAGGACGCGAGAUUGGCGCCGGUGCCACGGCUCGGGUCUUCAAGUGCAAACGACAGAAGGAUGGGAGGGUGUUUGCUGUGAAGUGCCUAUUCGUCCAACGAGCUCGAUUGUCGGAGGAGUUCGACCGAGAGCUAGAUGCCUUGCAUAAGGAGAUAGGGAUACUCUCCCGUCUCAAACAUCGCAACAUCGUAGCCUUGCAUGAUGUUGUCGAGACCCAGACUGCGGUGUACAUCGUUAUGGAGUAUGUUGGUGGUGGCGAGCUUUUUGACUAUGUUGUUGACAAUGACAACUUCAACAACGAGAACGUAAUACGUUUCGUUUUCUGUCAAGUUGUCGACGCCCUCCUCUACCUGCACGUCAACGGUGUUAUCCAUCGCGAUCUCAAGCCAGAGAAUAUUUUGGUGUCUAGCAUUACCACGUCGGUCCCCUCGGGCUACCAAGAGGUGCCUGGUGACAUGCCUGUUUACCCGGUGGUCAAGUUGGCUGACUUUGGUCUGUCUAAAGCGGUACAGAAUGCAUCGAGUUUAGCCAUGACUUGGGUGGGCACCCCUCAGUACUGGGCACCGGAAGUCAUCAAGGCUCAAGAGGAUAAUGUGGGUUACGAUGGCCGCGCGGAUAACUGGAGUCUUGGUGUACUGCUCUAUGUUAUGCUAGGUAAGCGAUAUCCCUUCACUGGCCAACACAUGAAUGACCAAAUACGGAUAGGGCACUUCAAGUUCAAGAAGAUGGACCAUGUUAGUGAAGAUGCGAAGAACUUGGUAUCCAGAUUGAUAGUCGUUAACCCCAACGAUCGGAUCUCACUCGAGGAUGCUCUAGGCCACCCUUGGCUUCGAAAUUUCCCUCCUGCCCAAGCUCUACAGCAGGUGUGGGUUCCGGAAUCUCGUGUACCACAACUCACUGAACUUUACUCUACUCUUACCGCGAGGGCCAUUGGAUAUGAACCGACUAUUAGCAGUGUGCCUUCACAAGUGUUGAAGCCGACGAGCAUCGCGGAAGCUCCGAGCCCGUUGGCUAGUUUUCACGAACCGGGCGAAGACUCCCCUAUGACCAUCGACGACGAUGAGGAUGAUUAUUCCCCGAUCGAUGGGAUGCAGGUCGAACAUUUGGACUCUCGGGGGGACCCGAUGGAGACUAGUGACAUAUCGCAGUCUCGGAGUUCGGCUACACGAGGUGACCGUCAUAAAGAAAAGGAGUACUUGGCAGUUCAAAAUCGUGGAGGAUCUCGCUCGCCCGUGUCUGAUGUCGCCAACAGAGUUGUCGUGCCGAACUUGGCGGCGAAUCUUGGGAAAAAGGCGGCGCAAGAUUUCCGUCUAGAUGAACUUUGCACUGCACAGCUGAACAUUCUGAAGAUCUUUCAGCAAAUUUAUAUACAUUUUCGGCAUCAUCCAGUGGUGGCUCAGCUAGUUCAAGCGAUGAUUUUCGAAGCACGGGAGCUCCAGACGCAGACGACGGUGAUGCUGAGUCGCUGUGGUGACAUUGCGGAGGUGGUUAGAAAGGACCUGUCGGACAUGGUCCUGUUCGCGGAGGAGGGUCUGCCUGAUGAGGCCAUGGCUGGGCUGGAUUCGGUGAAAGCAAAGUUACAAGGAAUGUCGGCGAGCUCUGAGGAGCUGCAUGCGCACUAUGUGGAGUUUGAGGGGAAGGUGCAGAAGAUUAUAGUGGGCUUGCCGACUACUGUUGUUGGAAUACCAUCAGCACAGCAAAGGGAGAUCACUGCUAAGGCUAUAAUGGAUGCUAAGGAAGUCAUUGAUUCUGAUGUAAAGAUGUCUACAGACGGCCCUAAGAUAUCACUCGUGGAGUCUAGUUCGAGCGCCAACGACAGCAGCAAUAUGGGGAAUAGCAGUGGCAGGAGGACACUCAGUCGGCGAUCGAAACGGGCUAAUGAGCGUUUGGAUUCCCUCUUGGAUAGGCUUCGCAACCUGCCCUCUGAUGGGAAGAUUAUUUCAGCGGUGGAUGGUAAAGGUGACGCGAUCGAUUCCGAGGUGGCGGAGUUGCUGGAUUUGCCAUUCCUGGCAGCGGGUUAUGUUGGUGGAUAUUCGGAGAAGCGAAAGAAGCCAGAGUCGAGCUCGGAUGAAUCUGCUGUGGUCUCGGACAAGGAACUUGAAGCACAGGGCGAAAGGGCAGCGUGGUCCGUCUCAGAUGAGACGAUGAAGAAAUCGGAUGAGGAAGAGUCUAUUCCCUCUCGGAAAAGUGACAUGCCUAGUGGCAGCGACUCGGAGGCAACAGCACAGCUGGCGGUGACUCGCAAGCUGGUGAAUAAUGGUGGUUCUGAUCCGACUGCUGCUCUCAUCGCUGAUUCGAUGAGGAAACUGCGAAGAAUCGAUCAGAUCCUCCACAAGGUGACGGUGUUUUGGCAGGGGGUGGAUCAAUCUGUGGCGAAGUUGUCGGAUAUGCGAGAAAAUGCGGCGAGGCUGUUGUCGGGAACGACGAAGUCGGCGCGGAUUCUGGCAGUUUUCAGAGAGAGGGCGCGCGAGAAUAACGAUUUCUGGAAGACCUAUGAGGAUGUGUGCAAGGAGUAUGCGAGGACAUCAGCUCGUCAAAUGCAAGCUUACUUGGAGGAUAUGAACUUGGUCUAUGCACAAGUUGAUGAUUUUGAUUUGAAGUCUGCUGCUGCUGCCGCCGCUGGUCAGGACGGUGAUUCUUCCUCCCCGCCGACGCCCAGUCUAGUUGCUCGACAGGGCUCGGCAGCCUCUAUGAGGCUCGCAUUGGCUGAUACUAGUAGCUGA